AUUUUGAAACUCCAAACCGGAAGUCAGAAUGUAGGUCAUCUCGCUUGAUGCGGCUUUGAGUACAGUAGUAAGUCGCUGUAAGGUAACUUCCUCCACCAAUCCUGGCUUUUUGCCUCUCYGCCGCCAAGCUGCAGAGACUUGUGAAGCUCCUGGAUGUUGUUCAUUUCUGAGUGAAGAAAAAAAUAAUAAUUACAGAAUGUGUUUUCAAAUUUGCUUCGUUUUUAAAGCUAGCAUCGAGUGAGAGUCGUCCCCCCUUUUUUUAAAUUCCCACCAGCGACCGACGGACGAUAAUGUUGGCGUCAUGGAGGCUCUGCUUUUCARACUAGUUUGGAAAACAAAUCGGGUCUUGUCGGUGAAUUUUCGGGAGAUGGCAGAAUAGUUCGAGCUGCGCCACUUACCGAGCCCAAAUAAAGCACUUUUUGGGGGACAAAAAAGAAGAAAUCCGCAAGGUAUACAAUGAGGAGGAAGGCCUUUUUCUGGGUUCUGUUUACGCUGGUUCUACCCUGUGCCAGCGUGGAAGGGSAAAACGGUGGAAGAGAGGAGUGUUUGUGUGACGGACCAUCCUGCAGCAGUGGGGAGCGAUGUUAUGGCCAACAGUGCUUUGCUUCUCUGUCGGUUCUGAACGGGACGUCGGUCUUUCAGAGGGGCUGCGUUGUGGGUAGUGAAGAUGGGUCCGUGCGCUGUGGAAACUCACCAACUCCUGAGCUGGUGGUGAAGUGCUGCUUUGGGCAUUUGUGCAACAUAAACAUCUCCUUGCAGUUCCCAACGAAAGAUGUCGAACAGUCUGCAGGCAGACCGGUCCUCAGGGACCAGGAGUGUGUAUGUGAGGGAGAUGUGUGUGAGCCUGACCAUCGCUGCACAGGCCAGCAGUGUUUUUCUUCUGUGAAAAUGGUCGACGGGGCGGCCGUCCAACAGAAGGGCUGCCUGAGGGACGACAAGGAGGGCAGAACCACCUGUGCCACACCACCCUCAUCGGUUCAUGUUGUCAAGUGCUGCCAGGGCCAUCUGUGUAACAUGAACGUCACCGUGCAAGUUCCUGAGAAAGAAUCUUUUACAGAAGGAAAAAUCAAGCCCCCGAUCGAAGACGAGCACGAGUGCGUGUGCGAGGGCAUCUCGUGCGUGACGGGGGAUCGCUGCAGGGGCCAUCAGUGCUUCUCAUCCCUGACAGUCAAUGCUGGCUCCCCAGUGUAUCAGAAAGGCUGCUUUAAGGUGUAUGAGCAGAGCACAUUGACUUGCAAGACCCCGCCGUCCAGAGACCAGAUUGUCGAGUGUUGCCAAGGUCACCUGUGUAACUUGAACAGCACUGUGGAGCUUCCCAUCAGAGCUGACGAGCUGUCCAGCUACAUUGUGACCACACUGGUUAUUGCCAUCGUGGCGCCCAUCGUUGUUCUCAUCUUCCUCUCCGCCGUGGCUAUCUUCGUGUUCAGACGCAUUCACCGCAACCAGAUGGAGAGGCUGACGUCCCGAGAUGCCGAAUACGGAACCAUUGAUGGACUUAUAGCCUCUAAUGUGGGGGAGAGCACUCUGGCGGAUCUGCUGGAUCAUUCCUGCACUUCAGGAAGUGGCUCAGGACUCCCGUUUCUUGUUCAGAGGACCGUUGCUCGACAAAUCACGCUCAACGAGUGUGUGGGUAAGGGUCGAUACGGCGAGGUGUGGAGGGGUCAGUGGCAAGGAGAGAACGUGGCCGUUAAAAUCUUCUCCUCCAGAGACGAGAAGUCUUGGUUCAGAGAAACCGAAAUCUACAACACCGUUCUGCUGAGACACGAGAACAUCUUGGGCUUCAUCGCCUCCGACAUGACUUCCAGGAACUCGAGUACUCAGCUGUGGCUCAUCACUCACUUCCACGAAAUGGGCUCCUUGUAUGAUUAUCUCCAGCUUAGCACCCUCGACGCGUCCAGCUGCCUCCGGAUGGCACUGUCCAUCGCGAGUGGCCUGGCGCAUUUGCACGUGGAGAUCUUCGGCACCCAGGGCAAGCCGGCCAUCGCGCACCGAGACCUCAAGAGCAAAAACGUAUUGGUGAAAAAGAAUGGGCAGUGCUGCAUUGCAGACCUGGGUCUGGCAGUCAUGCAUUUCCAAGACACUAAUGAGUUAGAUGUGGGCAACAACCCUAAAGUUGGCACAAAGCGCUACAUGGCCCCCGAGGUUCUUGACGACUCCAUCCAGAUGGACUGCUUCGAGUCCUAUAAGAGAGUAGACAUCUGGGCCUUGGGCCUGGUGUUGUGGGAAAUCGCCAGGAGGACAGUGAGCAAUGGUAUCGUAGAAGACUACAAACCACCUUUUCACGACGUGGUUCCAACCGACCCGAGCUUUGAAGACAUGAAGAAGGUUGUGUGUGUGGAUCAGCAGAGGCCCAACAUCCCAAACAGGUGGUUUUCAGACCAAACUUUAACUUCUUUGGCGAAACUCAUGAAGGAGUGUUGGUACCAGAAUCCAUCAGCCAGAUUAACGGCACUUCGCAUCAAAAAGACUCUCACCAAGAUCGACAACUCUCUGGAUAAAAUCAAAACGGACAUCUGAGCCUUACUUAGAAAGCAGAGUCCCUUCCAGAGGAUGGACUGUCUUAAGUAAAUCACAAGAGAAAAGACUUGAUGGGUUUGGUGCCCUUAUAGAGGCACAGACCUGUAUUUAUUUUAAAACACUUGAUGGGACUCAUUUUGGCAUCCAAAGAAGGCCUGUUGGGCAUUUCAUUUCUGAGACGGCCCAGUGGUCUUAGAAAAAGGAAAGUAUCUGUUAUGACAUAGGAGCUGGAAACAUUCUUCAAGGAAGAAACUGGUAGCCAGGCAUUUGCUUGUUUUUGUUAGUUGUGCACAUUUUGUUUCGACACAUUUUUCAAUUUAAAGUGUAUCUUAGCUUAUUUUGACAAGCUAACAUUUCUGAUCAUUCUAAA
Messenger RNA from Austrofundulus limnaeus, 2887 nucleotides. RefSeq names its product activin receptor type-1. Gene Ontology annotation, biological process: heart development; protein phosphorylation; transforming growth factor beta receptor signaling pathway. Lineage: Eukaryota; Metazoa; Chordata; Actinopteri; Cyprinodontiformes; Rivulidae. The record is from RefSeq and is a predicted model, not a curated record. The transcript has 12 exons. Gene Ontology annotation, cellular component: plasma membrane; BMP receptor complex. Gene Ontology annotation, molecular function: transmembrane receptor protein serine/threonine kinase activity; ATP binding. The coding region runs from base 457 to 2517 and encodes 686 amino acids.